AUGGUACCUAAAUUAAUUCCCCUAUCUUCUGAUUGGAAAACACCUCAAGGAGAGGUUGCCACAGCGGAUUUUUUCAAACUCAUCCAGGAUCGCACCAUCGCGUGGUGGCGACAAAAUCAGCGAAAGGACUUGCCAUGGAGGCCAUAUAGUGUUGAUAAGACGAACUCGUUCGAGUUGUGUGAUCCCUAUAAGAUUUGGGUAUCGGAGGUCAUGUCCCAGCAGACCCAAAUGGGCACUGUAAUUAAGUAUUUUAACCGAUGGAUGAAUCAGUUUCCCACCAUUGAGGGAUUGGCGAAUUCUACCGAGGACGAGGUGCGGUGUGUGUGGUCUGGGAUGGGUUACUAUCGUCGGGCGAACUAUCUUAGAAAGGGUGCGCAAUACCUCGUGGGCCAAGACGCGACGAAUAAGGCUCAGGGGCCGGUUGCCUUACCAAAGACCUCAGCUGAGCUAUUAAAGGUGCCUGGAAUUGGGCCAUACACCGCAGCAGCAAUUGCAUCAAUUUGUUAUGGAGAAACAACUACAUCUGUGGACGGUAAUGUAUUUCGAGUCUUGUGCCGACUAAGAGGUGAACGACAAAUGGAUCCUAAGGUACCCAAAAACCUAAAAACCGCAUAUUUAUGGGGUCAGCAGUUGAUGCGAGGUGGGGAAAAGGCCGUGUGUGCAUUUCCUGGAGAAUUGAAUCAGGGCUUAAUGGAGCUAGGUGCGUCGAUUUGUAGGCCAAAUGGACCGCCUUUGUGCAGUGAAUGCCCACUUCGUAAUCAGUGUGUAGCAUGCUUUGAGUAUGAAAAAAAGGAAAUACCCGCUAUUGAAGGUAUUAUACCUCUCCACGGGACGUCUUCCCCUAAGCGCAUGGAAGAAGUUCUAACGGUUAUACACGAGUUCACAAGUGUGGACCACAAAACGAGUCUGUUUGUGAUGGUCCAGCGCCCCCCAAAUGGGUUGCUUGGUGGGAUGCUAGAGUUUCCCUCUCUCACCCUCAGCAGCACUAUAUGUGAUGAGACUCAAAAUUUCCUCAAGGAAGCUGAGGCUCUGGCAUUUCUUUCAUGCAUAACCAAGAACGACACAUCUGAAUGUCUUUUUAUACGUAAAACCGGUAAAGUUGUACAUAUUUUUUCCCACAUUAGGAUGACGAUUCGUGUGUAUCACGCUAAAUGGAUUAGAAAAUGCCCCGAUAAACUUUCAAAUUCCAAUGAGGACGAUGUUAUUGCUCGCUUAGCGAAUGGCUUAGAUAAAGCAAAGGGGUGCAGCAAUUCUCGCGCCUCUAUUUUUAUUUUUCCCAUCGAUAAACUCAAAUCCUUUGGCUCCAGUAGGCUACUUUUAAAGAUCCUAGACACUGCUUGUCAAGUUGAGCAAUCUCGUGAGCCACAGGGUAAUGAGCUGAAGAAAAGAAAGUUGAAAGAGUAA
Molecule: messenger RNA, 1404 nt
Organism: Phytomonas sp. Hart1
Lineage: Eukaryota; Euglenozoa; Kinetoplastea; Trypanosomatida; Trypanosomatidae
Source: the annotation of a GenBank genome assembly